Molecule: messenger RNA, 659 nt
Organism: Musa acuminata AAA Group (dessert banana)
Lineage: Eukaryota; Viridiplantae; Streptophyta; Magnoliopsida; Zingiberales; Musaceae
Exons: 2
Coding region: 45-494 (149 amino acids)
Biological process (GO): nucleoside triphosphate catabolic process
Molecular function (GO): nucleoside triphosphate diphosphatase activity
Source: RefSeq, a predicted model, not a curated record
ACAAGAGGAGUGGAUGGAACACACACAUCGACCUCGUCUGAGGCAUGGCAGGAGAGGAGGAAGUGACUCUCGAGAGCUUGAGGAAGAAGAUGGCAGACUUCGCGAGGGAGAGAGACUGGGAACCAUUCCAUAGCCCCAGGAACCUCCUCCUGGCCCUGGUGGGGGAGGUCGGGGAACUGUCAGAGAUCUUCCAAUGGAAAGGUGAGGUGCCCAAGGGGCUGCCAGAAUGGGGAGAGGAAGAGAAGCAGCACCUGGGAGAGGAGCUCUCAGAUGUGCUGCUCUACCUUGUGAGGCUCUCAGACAUGUGUGGGGUGGACCUGGGGAAGGCUGCACUCAGGAAGCUGGAGCUCAAUGCCCUCAAAUACCCUGUCCAGCCAUGCAAGGGCUCCUCUUCAGGGAAGAAGCACACUCACCACCCCCCCACCAGUGCAAGCAACUCCAGCACCGAGGACCCCAGCAGUGGUGGAGCUUCUGAGGACGCUCUGCAACGCUAGCCUUCUAGGUUAUCUUUUUGGUCAUGGAUAGGGGCCAUUUUGGGGUAGACAGAGAAGCAGGGAAGGGUCUUAUUUUGUUGCAUGGGCACCAUCUCGGUUGGUGCAGCCAUUGCUGCCCGGGAGGCUAGCAGACAAAACAUACUUAAAUGCAAUGCUGUUUCCUCA